This is a messenger RNA of Onthophagus taurus, 2399 nucleotides long. Its product is annotated as facilitated trehalose transporter Tret1-like. Gene Ontology annotation, molecular function: transmembrane transporter activity. Lineage: Eukaryota; Metazoa; Arthropoda; Insecta; Coleoptera; Scarabaeidae. The record is from RefSeq and is a predicted model, not a curated record. Gene Ontology annotation, biological process: transmembrane transport. Gene Ontology annotation, cellular component: membrane.
UGAGGUUAUGUUCAUUUUGGUAUGUGAACUUUGAAUUUAGUUCAAGAAAUAAUUUCGGUUUUAAUUUGGACCAUUUUGAUAAUUUUUUAUCGUGUUAGAAGUACUAAAAGGAUAUAAUAUUAAAGAAGUGAGAUAAAAUGACUUUGUUAAGAAAGAAAAAAUAAUUGAGGUUAUGUUAUUUGAUUGUUAAGUAAAAUGAUAAAUUAAGCUAAGUACUUACAUAAUUCGGUGAGAUCCCUUUUUAUUGAGUUAAAAUUAAUUGUAGGACUUUUUUCUUCUUCGGAGCGUGGAUUAACGGAGAUGGAUUAAGUAAGGGAAACUCUGGAAUCAGGAAAAAAAUUCAAGGAAGUUUUAUAUUUAAUUUUUAAAGAGGAACUUUAAUUAAACUUGGAAGCUUCAAUUAGAAGCUUAAAAAAUGUUUUUAUUUUAAAAUAUUACUUUAAGAUUAUAUUUGAAGAUUUGCUUCGGAGGUAAAAAGGUGUCAUUCAAAUAAACUCUCAAAUUUUGACAUAAAAAUGACAUAAUUGUUAGGUUAAAAUUUAAAAAAUUUCAUAAUUUGAAUUAAUGGAAAAUUUUCGCAUAAUCUAAUAAAGUUGUUAAAAUAACGAUAUUUAAUGCACCUGUUACGAAAUAUUUCUUCUUUUCGUAAUCGAUUUCGAUAAAAAAAUCAGCGCGAUUAAUCUAAAAAAAAUUUCGUUAAAAAUACCUUUAUAAAAAAUCGUCCCAUUAAAUUUUUUCCACAUUUAUCAUUCGUGGUUUUUGUGAACUAGUUGGGGCCUGAUUGUUUCUGAUUGUUCAACAAACAAAGACUUAAUGACGACGAGUGGUAAUCACACCGCGAAUUCAAGUGCCUUCCAACUGUAUAUAAAAGCUAAUUCAUCGGCCCUUUAAUAAUAUUACCAAUAAAGUUUUAUAGGGUUACAUUAAAAAAAAUGUUUAUAAAAAAAUCAAAGUACGUUCAAUAUUUAGCUGCGUUAACAGCUUCCUUAACAAUCGGCUCAAACACGGCUUAUGUGACAUGGUCUUCACCGAUUUUACCUCAGUUAACAUCGAAAAAUUCACCGAUUGGGGUUCAAAUCACAAAUGCGGAGGCUUCAUGGGUUGUCUCAAUAAUCCUCCUCGGAGGGAUCGUAACAUGCCCAUUUUCAGCGAGUUUCGUCAAAAAAUUCGGCCCCAGACGCUCAUUAUUAUUCUCAUCAAUUUUUAUCAUGCUCCCUUGGAUCCCUAUCACCUUAGCAAACUCAGUUUGGAUCUUAUACAUCAGCAGAUUCAUCGCCGGAAUGGCAACGGGCACAAUAACAGCGGGUGUCACAAUAUACAACAGCGAAAUAGCCGAUCAAGAAAUUCGCGGUAAACUCGGUACAGCUUUCACCAUAAUGAAGUUAAUGGGGCACUUUGUCGUUUUGACUUUUGGCCCGUUCGUUUCCUAUCAAGUUUUAUGCGUGAUUUGCGGUGUGAUGCCGUUAAUUUGUUUUUGUACGAUUUAUUUUAUGCCGGAAUCGCCGUAUUAUUUGUUAAAAAUUGGGGAGAAGCAUCGGGCGAAAGAAAGUUUGGCCAUAUUGGGGAGUGACGAGUUAAACGAGAAUGAUCUUGAACGCAAAAUGAAUGAAAUCGAAAAAGUUGUUAAUGAGGAUAUGAGAAAUAAAUCCGGAAUGGUGGAGUUAUUUAGAAAUCCUCGAUAUCGGAAAGGUUUAUUAACUAUGACAGGUGUUAAAGUAUUGCAUAGUAUGAGUGGGACUGUUGCUAUUGAAUCUUACAUGCAAAGUAUUAUAGGGUCGAGUUCCAGUUCGAUAUCUCCGGAAAUCUCAAGUAUUAUUUUUGGGGCCAUACAGUUCCCUGCAGCUUUUUUAGCAAGUGCAAUCGUAGACAAACUUGGUCGUAAACCACUUUUAAUAAUCUCAGCCUUCGGAUGUGCUUUAGCUUUAAUAUCAGAAGGAAUCUAUUUUUAUAUUCAAGAUGUACUUAAAUCAGAUUUAAAGAAUAUCUCUUGGAUCCCCACAACGGGGAUAAUCGUAUUCUUAAUAAGCACUCCGCUUGGAGUCUCUUCGUUACCCUAUGUCUUAAUGGGUGAAUUAUUUCCGGUUAAUAUUAAAGAAUCUGCUAUAACAUUAAUAAUUUUUUACGGUGUUUCUAUGUCGUUUGUUGUUUCGAAAUUUUAUCAACCAGUUUUAGAAAUGUGGGGGUUGUACACGGUUUUUUGGAUCUUCGGAGGAGUUUGCUUAGCGGGGAUGGUUUUCGUUUGGUGCGUUGUCCCAGAAACUAAAGGUAAAUCAUUUGGUGACAUUCAAAUCAAAUUGAACCGAUCAAAAAAUAAAAAUAACCUCGAUAAGAUCGAAAAUUUAGAGGGUUAAUAACUUUUUUUACUCACUUAAAUAAAAACUUAAUAAGAAUUUAUUAAA